This is a messenger RNA of Rhineura floridana, 5553 nucleotides long. RefSeq names its product muscleblind like splicing regulator 2 (gene MBNL2). Gene Ontology annotation, molecular function: metal ion binding. NCBI's taxonomy places the organism in Eukaryota, Metazoa, Chordata, Lepidosauria, Squamata, Rhineuridae. The transcript has 8 exons. The coding region runs from base 985 to 2124 and encodes 379 amino acids. The record is from RefSeq and is a predicted model, not a curated record.
CGCUUCAGACAUCAGGAGUUGUCCAUAUAACUGCAAGUGUGAGUCUGUAUCUAUGUGACUACGCGCAGUAAGGAGAGAGAGUUUCCGCAGGCGCACGGAGGCAUCCGGGGAUGGAACGGAGAGGCGUCCAGGGAGGAGGAGCGUCAGGACGGCCUCCGCCUCAGGGAAAGCCGUUCCUGGUUCACGCCGCACCGCGUCUCCUGGGCGGCCUUUUCAUGGGGGCUGCGGCUCUGUGAGAAGGAGGAUAGAGGCGGUGCUACCGCUUUGGUUCAACACUUUGGGGAGGGUCUGGUUCAGCCAGUCCCCAGCGGCCGUCCCCGCCGCUCCGGGAAAGCUGACAAGUUCCUGCAGUUCGCGCUGUGCUCCGAAAGCGCGGCUACGGCUUGGUGUCCUCAGCAGGUCCAUGCAUUAUAAGUGCCUUUCUGAAGUCACUCAUACAAGAAACAUCUUGCCUGUUUUUUUAAAACAAUCUCUGCCAGCUCUUACCUUGCAUGUCAUCUGUAGCAGUUUGCCAGCUGCUUGAUACAAAACUGACUCAAGCAUUUACAGAGCCUGAGGAAAAUAUUAGAUUGGGCAUGGGAACUGCUGAAUGUGUAGCGCUUUCUGUGUAAUCAAUGCCAACAAAGAGGACACAGUGGGCUAAAAUAUUAUCAAGGAGUGCCAUUGUAUGAAAAUAAACUUUUUAACAAAACAGUGUCAACAAAACCAUCAAGGGACUCAAUUUUUUACAGCCAGAAAUGCUACCAAGCAUGAAAAUUUUGCAACCAAAAGCCUACAAGUGGCACAUAUUGAAUGAGGAUUGACAUGCUUUCUGAUAAAUAGUUGCUCAUUCAGCUUUGUGUGCAUUGGACUGUCUGAAGCAUUUAUUACAUCAUUGUUACUAGGAGCUAUUUACAUUGAAAAGGUUUUCCUGAAUUGUUGGAGUUCAAAACUGGCGGUGAUUUCAUUAACAGCAACUCUGAAAAUUUAAAUCAGUUUUACACCAUGGCUUUGAAUGUUGCUCCAGUAAGAGAUACAAAAUGGCUGACAUUAGAAGUGUGCAGGCAGUUUCAGAGAGGAACUUGUUCACGCUCUGAUGAGGAAUGUAAAUUUGCACAUCCACCCAAAAGCUGCCUGGUUGAAAAUGGAAGAGUUAUUGCCUGCUUUGAUUCUCUAAAGAGCCGGUGCACAAGAGAGAACUGCAAAUACCUUCAUCCACCAACACAUUUGAAAACUCAGCUAGAAAUCAAUGGUAGGAACAACCUGAUCCAACAGAAAACUGCAGCAGCAAUGCUUGCACAGCAGAUGCCAUUUAUGUUCCCAGGAACUCCCCUUCAGCCAAUGCCCUCAUUUCCUGUAGGGCCAACAAUAGGAGCCAACACAGCACUUAGCUUUGCACCCUAUUUGACGUCUGUCACUCCUGGGGUUGGAUUAGUUCCUACCGAAAUUGUUCCCACACAACCUGUCAUUGUUCCUGGAAGUCCCCCUGUUACAGUCCCUGGUUCAGCUACGACACAGAAACUCCUCAGGACAGAUAAACUGGAGGUUUGCAGGGAGUUCCAGCGAGGAAACUGUGCACGGGGCGAAACUGACUGCCGCUUUGCACAUCCUGCAGACAGCACAAUGAUUGAUACAAAUGACAACACCGUAACUGUUUGUAUGGAUUACAUAAAGGGGCGCUGCAUGAGGGAGAAAUGCAAAUAUUUUCACCCUCCUGCUCACUUGCAGGCCAAAAUCAAAGCUGCUCAGCACCAAGCCAACCAGGCUGCGGUGGCUGCUCAGGCAGCUGCUGCAGCUGCUACAGUGAUGACUCAGUCGACUGCCAAAGCAAUGAAGCGACCUCUUGAAGCAACUGUAGACCUGGCCUUUCCUCCUGGUGUUCUUCACCCUUUACCAAAGAGGCAAGCACUUGAGAAAAGCAAUGGUGCCAGUGCUGUUUUUAAUCCCAGUUUCUUGCACUACCAACAGGCUCUUGCUAGUGCGCAGUUGCAGCAACAUGCAGCAUUUAUUCCAACAGAUCAUCCUGAAAUAGUCAACGGGAAUGGGGUGGAAUGUCAAGAGGCCUCGAUGAGGACAGCAAAGCAUUGUUACUGUACAUACUACCCUGUCUCUUCCUCAAUAGAAUUGCCACAAACUGCAUGCUGAGUAAAGAGUUUGUUCAUCUGGACAAAUCACAAACACUAAAGAGCUAGUGCUGCUAUAUCAUAAAUGAAUAUUAAAUAUGGUAUGCUUAGUGUAUUCCAAACUAAUCUAGUUAACUACCUGAUGCCAGCUGUGAUGGUUCAAGACUUAAAAGGGUAACAUUUUACUUUUAAAGGUUUUAUACAACACAGUUUACUUCUUAGAAAUAUUGUCUUAUCACCAUAAUUAUAGCUAAUGUAAGUAGUCCUAUUCAUAUAUUAUUGUAGGGUUCACAACUUUAUGAAUCUUUCAAUGUUAGCAAUAAAUGAUUUACAUUGGCCACUAAGCCCAAGGUCCAAAGAGCCAUAUGACUAGUUCUGCAUGGGCAAGGGCCCCACCCACUUUGCAUGGCAAACUGCUUUUGAAAUUGCAGAGAGUUUUAAAACUUGUAUGUAAUACGGCAAAGGUGUCUCCUGCUCAAAGGGAGUGGGGGAGUCAAAUACCACGCUGAGCAUGUGCAAGCCCUUGGGUAUACCACAGUAGCUCUUUGGAUCUUGGCCAAUACACACCAAUUGCAGACUUAACUUUUAACCCUUUGACAACUUUGUACUCUCUUAAAAAGCUCACUUCUCUGCUAGGCGGUAUAUGCCAAGAGAAAGGAGGUGAUGUGAAAGCAGAACCCUAUAUUCCUGAACAUCACCACCUAAAAAAUCCAAGCAGAUGAUCCAAGGUAAAGCACAAAUUGCGGAGAUGCACCUGAGCUGAUUUGGGGCAUGUAUAGAGAAGCUGUACUGGAAUCAUGGCAUUCUAGCACUAAAUCAAACCUUUGCACGGUGUGGUUUUCAUACCCCUAACAAAGUCUUGACUAUGUUAUUUUACAAAGAGAGGAUAUUUUUUAAAAUAAUGCCUUUGCAAAAGUGCCUAAAUUUUGCCACAUCAGACUUGAAACUAAGUGACACUGACAUCUAUAAUUGAAUCUAUACCAAGUGAUUAAGCUUUCAGAUUUACAAUCAAGUUACCAAAAAAGAACUUGUUAUGAAAUAACUUCUUCCCAAUUAAAGAAAUGGGUCUAUAGAUGAAAAGAUUAGCAUGAUAUUCUAAUUUAACUCAAACUGAAUGCAGUCAUUUAAAAACUGGUAAAUGACUUUAAUCUAGAUGACUAAGAAAAUACUGAACAAAAUGUAGAGAGAGCUUCAGUUUAAUCCAUUGUUACUGCUGCCGUAUUUUUAAAAUCAGGUUUAAGAAGUUGUAACCGGAUUACAGCACACAGAAGGAAACUAGUUCUUUUAACCUUUUUUUCUUUAAAAGCUUAUUUUAUGUCACAGAACUAUGAAGAUAUCUUUAAUACAGCUAUAUACAUAUUAUAUAUAUACAUACAUAUAUAUGGACAAACAAUAUUUUAAUGUUUACUUUUUUAAAAACUGUGUUGAUUUACAAGGUAAUUAUAUACAUUUGAUUAAUGUAGGAUGUUUGUUUUUAAAAUUUGUUUCCUACACUGUUGUACCAAAUAUGUCAUAUUUCACAUUUUAUAUGUUGCACAUAUAUCAAACAAGUACAUAGUUUUUAAAUUAUUGUUUAUAAAGUAAAAAAGCAGCUGUUCUAUGGAAAUAUGUAUAAUUGUUUGAAACAUCUGGGUUUUUUCCUUGUGAACGUUAUAAAUGAUUGCAGUAUUUUAACUUGGCCUUUUCAGGUUGAUUCUAAGCUAUUUAGCUUUGGCAGCACUGCCUGUUCUGAAAGACCCGAAGCACUAAUUGAUUUUUUUUGUUAAUGAAAUUAUUUUUCAGUGUUAAUCUUGUUUUUCAAAUGUCUAAUAUCUGUUUAUAUUAAAACUGUAGUUUCAGUUUCCUAAAGGGGGGGGGACCCAAAAUCUGAUGGUAAACAUAGUGUUUGUAAUCUUGUAUUAAUUUUAAUUUGUGAGGAAUAUGUAUUUCUUUUAUUUUUUACUUGUAAAUUUUCUCUGUUGUUAAACCUGCGUUGAGGAUAUGGCUGUUUAUCUACAUCUGUAGUUUGGGGUUUUUUUGGGUUUUUUUUGAAGACACAUUUAAACAUUUGAUAGUUUAUUGUACAAUACUAAAUGGCAAUUUAUGUAUGUUGUUAAAAUAUUUAAACUGUAGAAAGAACAUUUUAUUGAACAUGAUGUUUAAGCAAUUAUUUUCUUAGAAUCACUGCAAUAUUAUUUUCUAUCCAUUAAUGAUCAAACUUCAUUACCUAUAUGAGUUUUCCUCUUGAACAAAAAGAAAAAGAGAGAUCCUAUUUUUGAAAGAAGAGUUCCACUGUAUCGACAUGUAAGUUUGUUCUGUUCCUACAUUUCUUAAAAUAUUUAUUUCAACCCUUAAUCCAUUGGCUCCAAAAUAGCUGUGUUGUCUAAAUGGGGCUAUGGGGGAAUAAGUGGUUUGAGUAUCACAGUUUAAGAGUGUGAGCCGCAGAGGUUGUACAGGCAGAGAAACCAGCAUCAAUAAGGAUGGGUUCCAUACAAUCCACUCUUGAAAGCAGUUGCCCUCCAAUAGUCCCGACUGAACCUUUAACUUAAGAUUGUUUUCUGAGUAUGUAUCUUUUUUGUUUUUCCUAUUUUAUUUUAUUGCGCAGCAUUUCAGUAGCCUCUGGCUGUGAAGCUGUUUAUAAAUUUGUAUUAUAGUACAGUAGGGCCCCACUCAUAUGGCAGGUUACGUUCCAGCCCCCGCUGAAAAGCGAAAACUGCCAGAAAGUGGGGCCCUACUGUAUUCCAGCCACCAGUGCAGCAGCUGGAGUGCAGCGGCUGGAGCUUCCCGCGCUACAGCUGAUCGCCCCGCUGGUGCCACCAUAUUAGCAGAAUGCCGAAAAGCGGAGCCCUACUGUAACAGCUUCUUAUGACUUCCCAAGAGCAUAUUAAUCCACUCAUCCCUGGCAUGUCCUCUUUUUUAAUCCUGUUCCUGCUUCCCUGUUCACAUACCUUGCCACUCCUUCACUCCAGAACUGACUUCUCCUUUAUCUGCACUCCAGCUAGUCUUCCUAUAAUGUUCCUCCAAUCCAGGCCCAACCUGAUCUUCUAACCCUAAAGCAAUAUGCAUAUAAGUGCUUGCUUUCACCUGUUUCUUGAUUUCAGCCAUUUGGCAUUUAAACCAAACAUAUUGCUUCAUCCCUUGCCUCACUUUGUUGGUUUGGCUUCAAUCUGUGGCCUGAACCACAAGUCCAAUCCUGAAUUUGUCUAUCAGCAGAACUAACAGUGUGAACAUUCAUGCCAGUUCUCAUUUGUACCUGCAAACAGGGCCGGCUCCAGGCAUGCCGGGCCUUGGGCAUCAGCCUGCCCCUCCACUCCCCUUCCGCGAUCUGCGGCAGGAGCCACAGAUUGCAGGACAGGAGCUUCCAAGCCGCCCGCUAUCCCCCCACUUCACCUACCUUUCUCUGCUGUUUUUUGCGGCCGUGCAAACUGCGUGCACAGGGUUGCCAUCAAUCAAGAUGGCGGCCAAGGUUUCU